This is a messenger RNA of Impatiens glandulifera, 858 nucleotides long. Its product is annotated as 11S globulin seed storage protein 2-like. Bases 1 to 858 code for a protein of 285 amino acids. NCBI's taxonomy places the organism in Eukaryota, Viridiplantae, Streptophyta, Magnoliopsida, Ericales, Balsaminaceae. The transcript has 3 exons. The record is from RefSeq and is a predicted model, not a curated record.
AUGGCUAAAGGAAAUACUCUAUUAGCUUUCAUCUGUGUCUUUGCAUGCAUCUCUCUCCUAGCCUCGGCUACCGAUGAAAGAAGGCAAAGCCGGUUGACUCAGGCCCAGCAAUGUCGUAUCCAACGGCUCACAGCUUCCCAACCUUCACAGAGGAUCGAUAACGAAGGUGGUUCGAUCGAAAUGUGGGAACAGAAGGACGAUAUGUUCCAAUGCGCCGGCGUAGCAGCUUUUCGUUACACCGUAAAAGCUAACGGACUCUCUCUUCCUCACUACCACCCAUCUCCCCGCCUACUCUUCAUUGAAAAAGGUGAGGGUUUGAUCAGCAUUAAUUUCCCGGGAUGCCCUGAGACUUUCGAGUCGGAAUCUGAGUCGAUGUUCAUGGGUAGACAGAGCAGUGACGAAAAGUCGGAGGGUCGUGAAGGAAGAGACUCGCACCAAAAGGUUCAUCGUGUUCGCAAGGGAGACAUCGUUGCUAUUCCAAGCGGCGUGGCUUAUUGGUGCUUCAACGACGGGACUCAAGAUCUUGUAGCCGUCGCAGUAAGCGAUCUUAACCAAAACGUAAACCAGCUCGACCAGCAGUUCAGAUCGUUCUAUAUGGCCGGUGGAAUGCCAAAACAACAACGACAAACUAGAUUUACUGCUCAUGAAGCUGAAAAGAAAGAAUACUUCGAGAAUAUUCUAGAACAUUUCGACACGGAGUUGAUGGCCGAAGCCCUAGAGAUGCCUGUGGAGCUCAUGCGAAAGAUCCAACAAGGAGAGCAAUCGAAGAAGGGAUUCAUCGUUACUGUUCGCGAGGGCAUGCGCAUGAUCAAGCCAGACGAGAGGGAACAACAAAACGGCUUGGAAGAGUCUUCAUGA